Molecule: messenger RNA, 3598 nt
Organism: Apis mellifera (honey bee)
Lineage: Eukaryota; Metazoa; Arthropoda; Insecta; Hymenoptera; Apidae
Gene: Taf3
Product: transcription initiation factor TFIID subunit 3-like
Exons: 11
Coding region: 211-3318 (1035 amino acids)
Cellular component (GO): transcription factor TFIID complex
Molecular function (GO): protein heterodimerization activity
Source: RefSeq, a predicted model, not a curated record
AACCGAUAUCGCGAUGAUGUUUUGGCGGGAUGUAUUUAACAUAUAUUCAUGGAAAGCUUGGUCAUUCCGCGGAUCCAAAGGAUCCGUGAUAAUGAUGAAAUAUGAAACAAUCCUUGGACAAUUAAAAUGAUUAAAGUAAUAAUAAUAAUAACAAUAUAAUCAUUAUAGUAUCUAUCAUUUCUACAAACAUGAACAAUAAGAAAAGCCAAUAUGGCGACCAAUUUGAAGAUGUCAACAGAAUACAGUAGGAGUGUUUUAAGAAUGGUGGUUGCUCAAAUAUGUCAAAUAAUUGGAUGGCAUUCAAUUAAUUCUACACCGUUAGAAUUUAUGGUUGAUCUUAUGCAAGAAUAUAUUUUGCGAAUUUCAAAACUCACUCAUCAAUAUGCAGAAAUUUUGGGAAGGACAGAAGCAAAUCUUGAUGACUUAGGUUUAGCAUUUCAAAAUAUGAAUAUUGAUAUACAAGAAUUAACAGAAUAUAUUAAAAAUGUAGAUUCUGUUCCAUGUCCUAUAGCAGUACCUAAAUUUCCAAUUCAACGUGAAAAUCAUUUGAAUUUUUUAAAACCUGGAAGUCGAGAAGUUGUAACAAGACCUGUACACAUACAUGAACAUUUACCAGCUAUGUUUCCUGAUACAGAAGAGGAAUAUAUAGCAGAGAAAGCAGAAAAUAUAAUGAAUGGAUCAUCUGAUUUAACAUUGAGUAAUGGAACUUCAAGCAAUAGUUCUAUUAAUAUAUCUCCUCAUAGAAUGUCACCACAAGUAGUUUUUAAACGACCAGGAGAUCCUGUUUCACUUGAAAGUCCUAUAGUAAAGCGUGUAAAAGUAUUGGAAGAGGGUAGACCAUUACGUGAAAUUCAUAGUGUCAUGAUGACUACUUCAGGUUUUUUAUCACCUGCUCGAGAAGGAAAACUACCUGAAGCAAGGACACCACAUCAAACUCGUUCAGAUUCACCACAACCUAGUUCUUAUCCUAUGGUACCUCCAGAAUUAAAAUACGACAAAAAACCGAAAAAAAUUAUAAAGAAAGGAUUAGAAGAUUGUAAACUUGAUAAAGAAAACAAGAAAAAAAAUCGUGCUAAAGAAUUAUUUAAACCAGAUAAAACAGAUGAUAAUAAAAUUAAAAAGUUAGCUGGUAUGAAGGAAUUAGCAAAAUUAAAGCCUUUAAAAUCAAUAGGUGGAAAAUUACAAAGUACCAUGCCUAGUUCAUCAAGUAGACCAUCUACUCCUAAAUUAAUAUCACCUAAAACAGUUGGUAGUCCAAAAUUACAGAAAACUAUACAACCAAAAACAAAACCAGAAAAAAUAAUUGAUCUUACUGGUAGAUCUCCACCAUCUAAUGAAAGAAAAGAAGACAAUAUUGAUAAACUUCCAUCUGAACCAGAUAAACAAAAGUUGAAUAUUUUUAAAAAGAUUUCAAAACCACGAGAGGAUAAAGAUAAAGAUAUAUCGGAACAACAUAAAUAUAAAGAACUUGAUUCAAGAGAAAGUUCACCUGCUUUAGUGAUUGAUGAAAAUAUCGACAAACAAACGCUCCGUAAUGACAUUGAUGUAAAACGAGAAGAUAAAAAGACUCCACAUACGCCAGAUGUCCAUCUUCAACCAGAUGGAGGAGAAUUAAUUGAUUUACAAAGUCCAGGAUCAGAUGUUUAUAUGUUUGAUGAUAUGUCACCACCAGGUACUCCUAGCACUCCAAGAACUCCAGAAUUAAACAUGCCCACGACACCUACAGAUCAUAAAAAAAAGAGGAAGGAAAAAUUGAAUAAAAAACGGGAAAUAAAAUCAAGAAGUCCAAAACAUUAUAUUAGUCCAAAAAAGAAGAAGACGUCGAAAGACAUCGCCGAUAUGCGAUUACCGUUUUUUCAGACAAAAAGUAUCAACGAUGUACCAGAACAGGAUAUACUAGAUCGACCAAAAACUCCACAGGCACCUGAACCUCAGAUUUCCAAAGAACCAAGUUUUCCACCAACACUCCCAUUUCCCUUUUUUCCAACAUUUCCUCCAGCACCUGGUUUAAUACCUCAUCCUAUGUUUCCUAGAUUUCCAUUACCUAUAGGAAGAGGUAGUAGUGGCCCUCAUCCAACAAUGUCAAAUUUACCAUUACCACCUCGUUUUAUAAAUUUACCACCAAAAUCUGAAGAUUUCUCUACUUUACCAAAAUCUAAAUCUGUCGAUCGGGAUAAACUUCCUUCAAUACCCACUUCUACUGAAGCAACGCUUUCAAUGACAAAACAUGAAAAAACGGAGAAAGAAAAAGGAGAUAAACCAAAGGCGAUUAAGCAGGACAAAGAGAUACCUUCGCCAGUUCCUACGAGUACCGUUGCACCGCCUUUAUCAUCUGCACUUGCAGCACCAAUUACGUAUCCUAAACCAGUACCUAUUGUGCCGUUAUUAUCUUCAAAAACUCCUAAAGUUGAAAAACAGGAUAAAUGUGAUAAGAAAUCAAAGGAACAUAAAAAAGAAAAGAAAGAUAAAUUAAAAAAGAAAAAAGAUAAAAAAGAAAAACACAAAGAAAAAGGAGAUAAAAUAAAAGAAAAAAAGGAUAAAAUAGAUAAAAAAGAAAAAAUAGAUAAAAUUAAAGAAAAAAGAGAAAAAAAAGAUAAACGAAAAGAAAAAGAGAAAGAAGAUAAAAAUUUUGAAGCUGUACCAAAAAUCACGUUAAAAUUAGGUACAGCAUCUCCGAGACCACCAACACCAGAUACUGCUCCAAUGAAAAAAAUGGAAAUGUGUUAUAGAACUAUAAAAACAUUGCUGAAGAAGCCUGAGGAUGAGACAAAACGAGAACCAAGCCCAGAAUUGGCCAAAAUAUCAGCAUUAGUCACGCGACCACCAAAGCAAAAGUCGGCAAGUAAGAAAACAGAGGAGGGAACGUUAGAUGGAAGCCCUGCUCUUCCUACAGAUACUUUCUCUGCCAAUCUUACUAGUGUGCCACUUGCAACAGUUCCUCGAGCAAAGAAAUCUCUCUUCAAAGCCUUACCUCAAAGAGAGACUCCUUCAUCUCAAUUUGAUCCUACUCCUAAGCUCCCAACUCCUCUGAUGCAACAACAACCACCGUAUUAUUUUAGACGAAAGCAGAUGCAGCUCUUAAAAAGGAUGAUGCUAAGGAAGACAAAGAAAAUGGCAGGAUUGCGCUGCCCCCAACAUCAACCACUACUGUGGAUCAAGGUGGUCAUCAAGUUUGGAUAUGUCCUGCAUGUGGUAAUCAAGAUGAUGGAUCACCUAUGGUUGGUUGUGAUGAUUGCGAUGCAUGGUAUCAUUGGGUAUGUGUUGGGAUGCAAGUACCACCAGCUGAUAACGAAGAUUGGUAUUGUCGUUAUUGUAUAGCCAAAAAACAAGAACUUCAUCAUGAUAAAAAGAAGAAAAAAAGGAAGAAAAAGGUGAAAGUUACUGCCUAGUACAAGCUACCCGGAUCUUGUGUAAGAUCCGGUAUAGCAAUUCAAACUACUACCAAAGUUAAAAAAGACAGUAAGCUUGGUGUAAAAAGUAUGAAAAACAAGAAAUUAUCAAAAGCAGAAAUGAAGUUACAAAUGAAAUCAUUAAAGGAAAAAUCUUUACCAAUCAAGGGAAAGGCUGGAAAGACUAUCAUGAAAGUUAAGACUGUAAA